This is a messenger RNA of Neopelma chrysocephalum (saffron-crested tyrant-manakin), 817 nucleotides long. RefSeq names its product occludin/ELL domain containing 1 (gene OCEL1). NCBI's taxonomy places the organism in Eukaryota, Metazoa, Chordata, Aves, Passeriformes, Pipridae. The transcript is spliced from 5 exons. The annotation marks the transcript as partial. The record is from RefSeq and is a predicted model, not a curated record. Gene Ontology annotation, biological process: bicellular tight junction assembly. Gene Ontology annotation, cellular component: cytoplasmic vesicle; apical plasma membrane; bicellular tight junction.
CGGGACCCAGCCCGGAGCUGCGGGAGCGAAGCCGGAUGCACCGGGGGCACCCCCAUCACCCCAAAACCGCCGGGAGCCGCUGGCCGAGCCCCCCCGCCCCGCCGGGACACCGGGACCGCCCGUGGCGGGGGACUGCCACCCUUGGGGGGCUGUGUCACGGCCCCCCCCUCGCUGCUGUCUCUGCUCUCACCCUCCUCUUCCUCCCGGCGCUGCUCUGCCCGGCCCGCAGCCUCCCGUCCCCCCGCGUGUGGCGGGCCCUCCCUUGUGUCCCGAAGCCGCCGCCGGCCCGUGCCAGGUGUGUCACCUUCGAAGACGAGGUGGUGCCACCCCGGGGACCCCCGGGGAGGGCCCGUCCUGCCAGGGAGCAGGAGAAGCGGGGGGACAGGUCUGUCGCCCCCCGACUGUCACCCCGACCACGCGCCGUCCCCGACUAUGUGGUGAGGUACCCGGCGAUCCUGAGCCCCCGGCAGCGGGAGGGGUACAAGGGCGUCUUCCAGGACCAGCUGGCGGAAUAUGUGGAUCUGCACCGGGAGCUCCGUGCCACAUGUCACCCCCCGGGCAGGACGGGCUAUUCCCGGCAGGAUCCAGCCUGGCUGGAGAAGCAGCGGCGCUGUGAGUACCUGAAGAAGAAGCUGACGCACCUCAAGGCGCGGAUCCAGGAGUACAAUCGUGUCACCCAUCCCGGCGCCGGUGGCUCCUGAGCCUGUGCCCGGGCCGGGGGACCCCCCCCCCCCCGAGGCACCCCAGGGGAUGGGGAGGGGGUGGCGAUGCCGCGGGGAUCACCCAGUACCCACCAGGGAUCACCCAGUACCCACCG